AUGGACGCCGCCCGGCCUCGCCUCUCGCCACCCGCCGACCGCUUCCUCGACCUCUUCUCUUCCCCGUCGCCGUCCACAUACCUCUCCUCCUCCCCAUCUGCGGGCGACGAGCUCCUCGAGGGCGACCUCCUCUUCCCAGCUCCUUCCUCGGACCCACCGCCCCAUGCCUCCAAGAACCCGGGUCGCGUUCCGCACGGCCACCUCGGCCUCCUCGCCGCGCUCCACGACGGGGACAGAAAGCUCCUAGGCCGCGGUGGAAGGGGAGGCUCGGCGGCGGUGGCUGCGGCUGCGGCAACAGCAACCACCACGGCGGCCACCGCCGGGACCCUCCUCCGUCGCAAGGCGACCAUCGCAGCCGCCGUCGCCGCCGCGGAAUCUUCCACACCUUCCCUCUCGCCGCGGUCUGCCACGCGCGCCAUCCCGGCGGCGCCCAGACCCAGGAACCCCGAGCAGCCGCCCCUGGCGCCGUACCACCAGUCGGCCCCAGUCAAGGUGCCCGUCCGGCCGCCGCCCCGGAGGCGCGGGUGGGACGAGCUCGACGGCCAGCCAGACAACGAGGAGGAGGAUCUCGUACGCGGGGACGCCGCCAUGCUGCCGCCGCACGAGAUGGUGGCGCGCGCGUCCGCCGCCGGCAGCUUUGGCGCGGCAGCAAAUCCUUCCUCGAUGCUCGAAGGCGCCGGCCGCACGCUCAAGGGGCGCGAUCUCCGGCGCGUGCGCGACGCCGUGUUCUGGCAAACUGGCUUUCUUGACUAGAUCCGGCAAAGGUGGUGAUGCAUGAUCUGAGCCGUAGUUUUGGUCAUGGGUCAUCAUCACGGUAUGAUUCUACAGUGUGUAAUCCGGCUUCAGUUUUGAUAAGGGAGGGCCGUUUGCAGUUCA
This is a messenger RNA of Lolium rigidum, 876 nucleotides long. RefSeq lists its product as uncharacterized. NCBI's taxonomy places the organism in Eukaryota, Viridiplantae, Streptophyta, Magnoliopsida, Poales, Poaceae. The transcript has a single exon. Bases 1 to 753 code for a protein of 250 amino acids. The record is from RefSeq and is a predicted model, not a curated record.